This is a messenger RNA of Penicillium cataractarum, 519 nucleotides long. RefSeq lists its product as uncharacterized. NCBI's taxonomy places the organism in Eukaryota, Fungi, Ascomycota, Eurotiomycetes, Eurotiales, Aspergillaceae. Bases 1 to 519 code for a protein of 172 amino acids. The transcript is spliced from 2 exons. The record is from RefSeq and is a predicted model, not a curated record.
AUGCCACCCGCUAGCUUGUUUAUCACGAGCCUCGACUUCACGCAGGUCGAGAGUCUCAAGGAUAGGAUAUAUCAAAUUAUCAUCAGUGGUUCCCUGGCCUCUUCCGUGUCGAUAUUUUUCACGGAGACAUUGCCAGAAUGGUUUACCCAAAUCUGGGAGUGGCUAUUACGUCCUGACAUUCUCACAAUUAUUACUGCAUGGUGGAUCACAUUUACGGUAGUCAUGAUUAUCAUCUUUUGCCUAGGAUUCGGUCCUGUAGGCAUUGCUGCAGGUCUGGCAAAUCCGCCCUUUACAUUAAGCGCCGAAGAGCCCACUAAGCUAAUUCGUUUUGAAACGACAGGCUCCGCAGCAGCAGCUUUUCAAUCUUGGAUGUAUGGUGGCUUCACUCCUGCCGGUGGUAUCUUUGCCACUUUGACAAGCACGGCGAUGGUCGGCUUGUUGAUACCUUGGUCCAUGAUACCUGCUUCUAUUGUGGCUACUAUAGUUGCUGUGAUUGUGUGGAGGUUGGGAAUGGAGUAG